Messenger RNA from Pyricularia pennisetigena, 2340 nucleotides. RefSeq lists its product as uncharacterized. The coding region runs from base 1 to 2340 and encodes 779 amino acids. The transcript has 8 exons. The record is from RefSeq and is a predicted model, not a curated record. NCBI's taxonomy places the organism in Eukaryota, Fungi, Ascomycota, Sordariomycetes, Magnaporthales, Pyriculariaceae. Gene Ontology annotation, cellular component: nucleus.
AUGAAUAACAUGGGGAAUAUGAACGCCAUGGGAGGCAUCGGUGGCCCCGGCGUUCCCCCUGGACCUCAGCAACCACCGCAGCAAGGCACCGACAAUCGCCACGCCGUAUACCUUAACACAUAUAUCUACGACUAUCUAUUGCGCAAUGAAAUGUACGAUGCCGCCAGGGGCGUGUUGAAAAGUGGUCAACCCAUCAAUGUCGAACAAGAUCGCGAGAACGGGCUCGGCGGCGACUCUAUGGAUACCGACUCCAAAGACGACGUCAAUAGCAAGAAGCCCGAUGACCUCCCUGCGCCCAUACUCGGCUCUGCGACGCCCGACAUCAGCUUCUUGUACGAGUGGUUCUCUAUGUUUUGGGACCUGCUGAACGCCUCCAAGGGCAAGUUCGCACCGGCCCAGGUUAGCCAAUACAUCACACAUACACAGAACCAUACACGGAUGAGACAGCAAACUCAACAAGAGAUGCUGCGGGGCAUGCGACCGGACAUGGCUGCUCAGCAGCAGCAAUUUAUGAUGAUGAACAGGCCAAAUGGAAACAUGAACAUGAUGAACAAGAAUCAGAGCUUACAUCGUGGUGCCAUCGCCAACACUCAGAACCAAAUGCAGAUGCUCGCCCAACAAAAGCAAGGCCAGAUGCAACGCGAUCCUUCGGACAUGGACGGUAACCGCCAAAGACCCGGCUCUCCCAAUUCGGCUGACAAUGCUCCAUCACCGAAGCGAGCGCGCCUCGACGGCGGCCCUGGGUUUAACCCGAACCAACCCGGGAUGAUGCCCAAUGGUCGUCCUGGCGCACCAGGAAUGCCCAAUCAACAGACGCAGCAGCUCCUCCUCGCCAACGGCGGUGACCCCGGGACUACGUAUGCGCAGAACCUCCAGCAGCACCACGGCAACCAAAUGCCCAACAAGCCCAUGCCUGGCCCCAACGUUCCUCAGGGUCAAGGCUCGCCGAUGGUUGCCUCUGGUCCCGACGGCACGCAGCUCAAUACAUUCUACAAUGCUCAAGAGCAGAUGGGUGCCGCGCCCAACGGCGGAAUGCGUCCCGGUGUGCCAGCCACGCAGAACGGAAGCAACCACGCUCUUCAAGACUACCAGAUGCAGCUCAUGUUGCUAGAGCAACAGAACAAGAAGCGACUCAUGAUGGCUCGGCAAGAACAGGACGGCAUUCAAGGCCAAGGCAUGGCUCGACCCGAUGGUCCCGGCGGUCCCGGUCCUGCCGGUGGCCCUGGUGGUCCUGCAGGCGCACCGAACGGACCCCAAUUCCAGGGAGCUUCUCCCCAGGGCGCGAGACCCGGUGCAUCCCCGAACCCAAGUGAGCAAAUGAAGCGUGCCGCUGGGCAGAUGAACAACGGCAGCAUGGGAUCACCUCUUCCGGAAGGCGCUCAAAACCGCGAGUCCCCGAACAACCCGAUGAACUUCAUGGGUACGAAUAUGGAUCCCAACGGCGCACCGCACUUCUUCAAGGGUAUUAACAACGGUAUGGAUGCAAAUAUGGCAGCCGCACAGAUGAAUGGCGGCAUGAACCGGCCGCCUAGCUCUCACCCUGGCCAACAGCCGUUCAGCCAGAUGAAUCCUCAGCAGCAGGCGAUGAUGCGUCAACAGCAGAUGCAACAACAGCAGGGCGGUCCCAAUGGCCAGCCUAUGCCGCAAUGGCAAGGUGGACCGAACGGUCAGAUGCCCGGCGGCCCUCAGGGCGGUCCGCAACAGGGGCCCGUCCACGGAACGCCUCAGCAAAGGGCGAUGCCCCCGCCUUCGGCACCCACGGCUGCAGCUAACAGCAACGCGAACCAAAGGAACACUACAGCAUCCCCGCAGGUUUCCAAUGCCGCGCCGCCUACGCCAUCGCAGGCUAACAAGGCAGCCCCCAAGAAGAAGGAUACCAAGGCUAAAGACAAGCGGGCCGCCACGCAGAAGAAGUCCAACGCAAACCUGAAUCCAGCCGCGGGUGCAACACCUGCGGCCGAUGGAGGAAACGACGGCGAGGCUCCUACCCCGGCAACUCCCAUGACGCCGAUGGCCGCCUCACAGCAAAACUUCAACAAGCCUGGUCCCGCGGCAGGAGGUGCUCCGCCUCAGCAGAUGCCUAAUGGUCAACCUCCCGCUACUGCUUCCGCAGCGGCACCAGUCGCUCCUCAGCAACACAAUGACCCCAACCAAGGCUUCAACAUGGAGGGAGGCGGAAUGGACUUUAACUUGGACUUUGCCAACCCAUUGGCCUCGGGCGACGUACUUAACGAUUUCGACUUUGACUCUUUCCUACACGACAACGUGGAAGACACUGGAUUCGGCUUCGACGGCCCCACCUUCAACAUGGAGGGCACCAACGAAAUUGGCGCCGACUAG